Molecule: messenger RNA, 1509 nt
Organism: Trichoderma aggressivum f. europaeum
Lineage: Eukaryota; Fungi; Ascomycota; Sordariomycetes; Hypocreales; Hypocreaceae
Exons: 1
Coding region: 1-1509 (502 amino acids)
Biological process (GO): transmembrane transport
Molecular function (GO): transmembrane transporter activity
Source: RefSeq, a predicted model, not a curated record
AUGACUCCUCCGCCCGACCCGAUAUCAUCGUCAUCCUCGGAUCUCACCCUCAUGGACCCCGAGCCCAUGCCCUCAGAAUCCACGCCCCUCAUCGCCGGCAAAUCCACAGACGAGGCCGAGAAUGGCGCGCACCACAAGCCCGGCAAGCCCUUGCCCAAGAUGCAAAUCUUCCUGCUCUGCUUCGCGAAGCUCAUGGAGCCAAUCGCCUUCUUCGCCAUCUUCCCCUUCAUCGCUGAGAUGAUCCGGCGCAACGGCAACCUCCCCUAUUCAGACGUCGGCUUCUACAGCGGCCUCAUCGAGUCGCUCUUCUCCGCCACCCAGAUGAUGGUGCUCUACUUUUGGGGCCAUCUCGCCGACACCAUUGGCAGGAAACCCGUCCUGUUGUGGACGCUUAUCGGCAUGACCGUGGCCACCUUCUUCUUCACCGUUUCGACCACCAUCCCGCAGAUGAUCCUGUUUCGAUGCAUCGCCGGUGUCUUCAGCGGUUCAGGCUUGGUGAUCCGAACGAUGCUCUCGGACCACACGACCUCGGAGACGCAGGCCGUGGCGUUUAGCUGGUUUGCGUUUGCCAACAACAUGGGCAUCUUCCUGGGACCGAUCAUUGGCGGUGUGCUCGCAGACCCGGUGGAGCAGUUCCCGGGCCUGUUUGGGGGAAUCCAGCUCCUUGAAGACUAUCCGUAUCUCCUAGCCGGCGUCAUACUUACCGUGAUCAACAUUGUCAGCAUCGUCUUAUGCAUGGUCUACCUCGAAGAAACUCUGGAGCCCGAAACUACCGAGACUACUUCCUCGUCGACCGCCGGCCCAGUAGCUCGACCUCACCGAUUGUCCACCCGGGAGCUCCUCAAGGCCCCCGGCGUCGCCACCGUCAUCUGGGUCUACAACCACGUCAUGUUGCUCGCCUUUGCCUUCACCGCCAUCCUCCCCGUGCUGCUCUACACGCCCGUCAAGCUCGGCGGCGUCGGAUUCUCCGCCUUCCAAAUCUCCCUCUGGAUGGCCUUCCAGGGCGCCAGCCAGGCCGCCUGGCUCGUCAUCGCCUUCCCCUUCCUGCAGCGCCGCAUCGGCACCAAGGGCUCCAUGGCCGCCUGCGUCGCCGCCUACCCCUUCUUCUUCGCCGGCUACGUCCUCAUGAACUUCCUCCUCAGGGCCGACACCGAAUCCACCACCGCCGCCUUCUGGGUCGUCGCCCCCGUCGUCGCCGUCGUCGGGCCCGGCGUGUCCAUGGCCUUUACCGCAGUCCAGCUCGCCCUCAACGACGUGUCGCCCAACCCUCACGUCAUGGGCACGCUCAACGCCUUGGCCAUGACCGCCGCUAGUGCCGUCCGGUCCUUUGUCCCGGGCGUGUCGACGGUGAUUUUCGCCAUUGGCGUGCGGAACCAGAUCCUCUGGGGACACCUCGUGUGGGCAAUACUCAUCCCCAUUGCCAUGUCGCUCAUGAUUUUCGUCAGAUGGCUUCCCGAGGACAAGCAAUCCCACAAGCUUGCCCGGGAGCAGGAGGAAGACGAAGAGUAG